Molecule: messenger RNA, 876 nt
Organism: Stylophora pistillata
Lineage: Eukaryota; Metazoa; Cnidaria; Anthozoa; Scleractinia; Pocilloporidae
Product: biogenesis of lysosome-related organelles complex 1 subunit 2
Biological process (GO): endosomal transport; lysosome localization
Cellular component (GO): BORC complex; BLOC-1 complex; gamma-tubulin complex
Molecular function (GO): gamma-tubulin binding
Source: RefSeq, a predicted model, not a curated record
AAAGAGCCUGAACUUGAUGGUCUGCAAUUCGCCAAGGGAUUCCAAAUGUAAAGAUUUUCGCAAGAUUCCCUAAAACUGACUAAUUGAAUUGAAGAGAAGGAAUUGGGGACGAGUACUACAGAUCCAAUAUGGCCGAAACAGCUGCGAAAAUGGAAGAGAGUGAUACAUCUCCAAAACACGAAGCCAGUAGUGGCGAUAAAGAAGCGCACGAUACUUCAUAUGAGUCUAAUCCAGAAGACCCUGCUGGAGGACUAAAAUCGGAAGCUUCAGGCGGAGAAGUGAUGUCUUUAAAGGACUGCUGCAGGGAUGCCUUCGCCAAAAUAACCGAAUAUUUGAACGGCGAACUAGCUGGUUCAAUACAGGAUUAUGUUCUUCUUGAAAAGCUGAAUAAGUUGACAAUUACAAAGUACAGUGAAAUGACAGACACUGCCAAGACACUCAUCACAGUCAUGGAGGAAUUAGACAAGAAAUAUAAAAACCUGGAACCUUAUUUGGAGCAGAUUGACAAGGUAGAGGAAAGUGUCGCAAGCCUUGAACAAGCUGCAUACAGACUUGAUGCUUACUCUAAAAGACUAGAGGCUAAAUUCAAGAAAUUGGAGAGAAGGUGAAAAGAACUAUGAAUGUUCUCCAGGACAAAGAGUUAAAACUGGUUGUGUUAACAUAGAUUAUUUUGGCAAUUUAUAGAAGAAAAGAGAUAACCGGAUAUGGGUGAAUUGGUGGAGGAUUGGAAACCAAAAGUGUUCAGCAUUGUCACUAAACAAUAUUUAUAAUUAUAAAAUAACCAAAACACUGAGUGCACUGAUUGGUCCCACAUGUAUUGUGUAUUACUCUGAUAAACUUUUAGGAAAUUGAAUUAAAUUCGAUUAAAGCAAUAGA